AUGAACGAAUUAAGCAAACUUUUUCGAGAAGAUCCAGAGGAAAAGGCAAAAUCUACCUCUUCAUGGAUUGCCAAUCUAGCAUCGGCGACGAACAAGAAUCGACGUACGGAACCAAUAACUACACCUAUGUCAUACCACAAAUCUAUACCAAAACUUACGCUUACGAAGUUCGACAGUGACCCUCUAAAGUGGACAGAUUGGCUCGGUAUGUGCGAAGCAAUCAUUCACCGGUCGGAGAUGUCACCCUUCGAGAAAAUAACCCACCUUCAACAGAACGUUGUUGGAAAGGCGAAAUCCGUAAUCGCCGGCUUUCGCUACAACGGGAACCUUUAUCACCGAGCGUUAAAGAGUUUCCAAAACCGCUUUGGAAAACCUCAUGUCGUAGUCCAAGCCCAUCUGGAUAAGCUUUUGAAAGUGGCACCAGUUGCAGAGGACGACACUGGUAGUGUUUCGGCAUUCUCCACCGUAAUUAACAAUAUUGUUUGGACAUUCCAGGACCUGGGCUAG
Molecule: messenger RNA, 507 nt
Organism: Paramuricea clavata
Lineage: Eukaryota; Metazoa; Cnidaria; Anthozoa; Malacalcyonacea; Plexauridae
Source: the annotation of a GenBank genome assembly